This is a messenger RNA of Zingiber officinale, 3060 nucleotides long. RefSeq names its product beta-glucosidase BoGH3B-like. Gene Ontology annotation, biological process: glucan catabolic process. The transcript is spliced from 14 exons. The record is from RefSeq and is a predicted model, not a curated record. Lineage: Eukaryota; Viridiplantae; Streptophyta; Magnoliopsida; Zingiberales; Zingiberaceae. The coding region runs from base 933 to 2921 and encodes 662 amino acids. Gene Ontology annotation, molecular function: beta-glucosidase activity.
CGGAUUCAGAUCCACCGCUUCUCUUCAAUCUUUCAAGCCCUUUGACCACCUACUCCCUUGGGCUUCAUCAGCAUCGCCGUCACUUCCCAUCGCUUGCCCCGCUAAUGCUCCUUUUUCUCGCUCCACGGAAGAUCGACGGAAGGACGAAGCGAUAUGACGAUGGCAUCGGCGCUCCGACAACUCUCCGUGGCCGUCGUUAACCGCCAGCCCCUCCCGAGCUUCUUCCUCCGUUGCAUGUCCUCCUUGCCGAGCGAGGCCGCCUACGAGAAGGAGAAAUCUGGCGUUACGGUUUGUCCUUUGUGUUUGUCCUGUGAGGGUUGAUGGUUUCGAGAGUAUUGCAGUGUUUGUUGAUACUCGGGUUCUUGGAUUCUACUGCCGUGGACGAAGCAGCUGAAUGCUCCGCUGGAGAUCAUUGAUCCGGAGAUCGCCGAUGUAAUUGAGCUUGAGAAGGCAAGGCAGUGGAAAGGCCUUGAACUCAUACCCUCAGAGAAUUUCACAUCGGUGUCAGUCAUGCAAGCAGUAGGGUCGGUCAUGACGAACAAAUACAGUGAGGGGUAUCCUGGUGCACGAUAUUAUGGCGGCAUUGCGUAAUAUAUAUUUGCUCUCUUCUCAGGGUACAUUGACAUGGCUGAAUCAUUGUGUCAGAAACGUGCCCUGGAAGCUUUUGGUUUAGAUCCUGCAAAAUGGGGAGUGAAUGUGCAAUCAUUGUCUGGUUCACCUGCUAACUUCCAAGCUUACACUGCACUUCUGAAGCCACAUGAGAGAAUAAUGGCUCUUGACCUUCCUCAUGGUGGACAUCUUUCUCAUGGAUACCAGAUUUCCAGAUAUCAUCAUCAUCGCGCAUUUCCAGGAAGAAUUUUCUUAACUUUUGGGGCAAUUCUCUAUAAAUCUUGCUGCGCGAGCCGCCUUCGUCACUGAGCCAAAAAUUGAACAUGGAAUCGAUGCUACGGAAACUGCUGCUUCUGUUAACGAUAUCAAUCUGCUGGGCGACAACAGGAGCAGCAGCAGCAGAAGAGUACGUGAAAUACAGGGAUCCAAAGCAGCCACUGGGCGCUCGAAUCAAGGACUUGCUCCGCCGCAUGACUCUCGCUGAAAAGAUCGGCCAGAUGUCCCAGAUCGACAGGCAAGUCGCAACCCCGGACGUCAUCCAGACUAACUUCAUCGGAAGCGUCCUGAGCGGAGGCGGCAGUGUGCCAAAGCCCCAGGCUUCUGCCUGGGAAUGGGCAGCGAUGGUGAACGACAUGCAGAAGGCUGCUCUCUCCACCCGUUUAGGCAUCCCAAUCAUCUACGGUAUCGAUGCUGUUCAUGGGCACAACAAUGUCUAUGGAGCCACCAUUUUCCCCCACAAUGUUGGGCUCGGUGCCACUCGGGAUCCUGAACUGGUGAAGAGAAUUGGUGCUGCUACUGCUCUGGAAGUUAGAGCCACAGGGAUUUCCUAUGUCUUCGCACCAUGCAUUGCGGUCUGCAGAGAUCCAAGAUGGGGCCGCUGCUAUGAGAGCUACAGCGAAGAUCCAAAGCUUGUUCAGCAAAUGACUGAGAUCGUCUCUGGCUUGCAAGGAGAUAUUCCUCAGAAUUCUCGCAAAGGAGUCCCCUUUGUCGCUGGAAAGAGGAAUGUUGCUGCCUGUGCAAAGCACUACGUCGGUGACGGUGGCACACACGACGGGAUCAAUGAAAACGACACCAUCAUCAGCCGUCACGGACUGCUCAGCAUCCACAUGCCUCCUUACGACAACGCCAUCAUCAAGGGCGUCUCCACUGUCAUGGUCUCCUACUCGAGCUGGAACAGGGUGAAGAUGCAUGCAAAUCGCUAUCUGGUCACUGAAUUCCUCAAGCACACACUUCAUUUCAGGGUCUGUUCGGCUUCCACUUCUUCCAACACGAAGAAGAAUCAUAGCUUGUUUGAAUUGGUAAUUGAACAUAUUACAAUUGUUGUUAAACAGGGAUUUGUGAUCUCAGAUUGGCAAGGUAUUGAUAGAAUAACCACGCCACCAGAUGCUAAUUACACAUAUUCUGUAGAAGCUGGGAUCCGAGCAGGCAUUGAUAUGGUGAUGAUCCCACUUGCAUACCAAGAUUUCAUUAGUAACCUGACCUACUUGGUGGAGAAGAAUGUGAUCCCAAUGAGCAGAAUUGAUGAUGCUGUGAAAAGAAUUCUGAGAGUCAAGUUCACUGUAGGACUCUUUGAGAACCCUUUUUCAGACCCUAGUCUGGCUGAUCAGCUUGGAAGCAAGGAACACCGCGAAUUGGCUAGGGAAGCUGUAAGGAAAUCACUUGUGCUGUUGAAGAAUGGCAAGGUUGCCAAUGAGCCAUUGCUCCCACUUCCUAAGAAGGCUAGCAAGAUCCUUGUCGCCGGAAGCCAUGCCGAUAACUUGGGUUACCAGUGUGGAGGGUGGACUAUUACUUGGCAAGGCCUAAGUGGCAACAACAAUACAAUUGGUACCCCUAUUCUCAAUGCAAUCCAGUCAACUGUCGAUCCUAGUACUCAGAUCAUCUUUUCCGAGAACCCCGAUCCUGACUUUGUGAAGAACGGCGCAUUUGAGUACGCGAUCGUUGCGAUAGGAGAGGAUCCAUAUGCAGAAACAGAUGGGGACAAUCUGAAUCUGACUAUUCCAGCUCCUGGAGUCAGUGUGAUUCAGAAUGUGUGCAGCAGUGUCAAAUGUGUUGUGCUUGUGAUCUCAGGAAGGCCAUUGGUGAUCGAACCAUAUAUCGAACAAAUUGAUGCACUUGUCGCGGCCUGGCUGCCCGGUACAGAAGGCCAAGGUGUGGCAGAUGUGCUCUUCGGUGACUAUGGUUUCUCCGGCAAGCUGCCAAGGACAUGGUUCAAGUCUGUGGACCAGCUGCCUAUGAAUGUUGGUGACCAACACUAUGAUCCCCUCUUCCCCUAUGGGUUCGGCCUUAGGACCGAGCCAGCUAAUGCGAAGUAGUGGGACUUGGAUCGAUGGUAGGAACAAAAUUUUUGAUUAUAUCCUAGAAUAGCUUAGUUCUUUUGUCUUCUCUUAUUGAUUCAAUAAAAGCUGUAACUUCAUUGGAAUAUUGAUUCAAUGCUCUAGUUGGUUUCGAUGA